UCUGAGAAGUGGCAAACAGGGCUGGUCCCACAAAUGAUGUCUCUAACACUUGGAAGGGAAUAAGGAAGCCAUUCCAAAAAUUUCCUACAUACUUUACCCCAAACAGCCCAGAAGUUAAAAGUGCCUCAGUUACUGGACAAUUUGGUUUUGAAGUUAAUGAACUCAAAAGCCAAAGAAAUCCAAAAACGGCUACCGCAGGUGAAGGUGACAGCAAUGGACCGCCCUCAGCUCUAUAAGCCAGAGCCCUUUAAGUUUGCUUGUGGAAGAGCUGGUCAAUAUCGAAGGUUUCAGCAACCCAGAAAAAAAAACGGCUCAUUGAAAAGGAAAGGGAUUGAAAGAUGGCAUAGAGCUGUGUCUACCAACUUAGUGAAACAAAAGGUAUUGGUCCCCAAAGAGGAAUCACCCAGUGACAGUGACAUGGAAUUUCAUGAAAGCCAGCGAAAUCCGAAAAAAAAUUUGGUGAAGAAAGUGAAGACUGUUUUGGGGAGGAUGCUGCUGUGCAAGCACAGAAGCAAGCCAGCAAGUGUCCACGGAGGGGGCUCCACUCCUCAUAAGGAAACCCUCCUUUCAAACACUCAGAGCCUUCUUCCCAGAAUCGUCAAGGAGCUGCCAUCACCCAAGUUAUUUACUAAACCAAGAAUGAGAAAGCUCUCACAGAAUGCAACUAUACAGCUUGACGUUGUAGAAGCAGAGACAGAGGAAAUAACCCAAGGAAAUACGCUCCUUCGAGCCAGGAGAACCACCAAGCGGUUAUCUGUGACAUCCCUCCCCUCAGGAAUGCAAAAGGUUCCAUAUUUAUCAAAAAAGAGACCACAUUUUCCAGCACUUAAAAAAAAGAAACAUAGCGUGGAAAACAUCCUCCGAAAAUCAGAUCUAACCAUAGGAAAGCUUCAAAUGCAGGUGGAUGACCUCCUAGAAACAGUGACAGAUAAAUCCAUGAAGUUAUUGGCCCAAAGACAUGCUGAGCUUCAACAGUGUGAGUUUCUAGGGGAUGAAAUUCUUCAGUCUUCUAAGCAGUUCCAGAGGAUAUCCAAGAGAACCAAAAGGAAGUAUAAAUUGAAAAAUGUGUGUUUUCCAUGUACCUGCUGCUGCUUCUGAUUUUCUUCCUGAUUUUGCAUCAAAGUUAUAUUCAUAGAGAUUCUUAUCUUUUGGUACAUAAUCCUUUAUAAAUUUCUCUUAAUCAAUAAUGGGGGUGGGUUAAAAAUAUUCUGCCCAAUAGUUCUUAAAAAAGAUCCUUUUUGAAAAAAUGAUUUUUAAUUCUGAGUCAAGAUAUGUAAUUUUUUGCUUCAUAAUUCUUACUAAUAAUAGAAAUAUUUAUCAGGGCAUGGAAAUUCUCCAAGAAAUUUCUCUCUUAAUUUGCCAGAUGAAAUUAGAGGAAGUACGUAAAGAUAUUAUGAUGCUUUAAUAUGACUUCUAUUGAGCUAAUUUUAAACCUUUAUUUUUAUAGAUAAGAAUUUUUAUUAAAAUUACAGAAAUGUAACAUUAUUAAGGUAUGAUUCAUGUAAAGUGUCAUGUUUCUGAACUAAAAUAAAUGGAUAAGGAUAGAGCCCAAUAAGAUAUAGACAUGUAAUUCAAUACUUAAGAAAAUUAUAAGUGAUUCAGCCUGAGCUUAACUUUUAAAAAGAUCAUGAAAUCAUUUUUGCAAGACUCUUAGAAAUGACCCCUAUAGAACAAAAUGAUAGAAAAUAUUUCAACAAAACAUUGAACAACAACAUUGCUCAAGCACUAAGGACAGAGAUCUAGAAAUGCAUAUUGAUUUACUUUGCAUCUUGUAAUUAGGUCUUACACCAGUGAUUCUUAAUAUCAUGGAAACUCUCCCACAAAUAAGCUUUCACCACAAACAUUUUGUACAGAAUCUCACAAGUUCACAGCCCUCCUGAGAGCCUGUUCAUGGACUUCAUUUUCAAAAAUGGUAACAAUUUCCAGAAACUGACUCAUUUUCUCAUGUACAUCCUAGAAAUGCUGUGUUCUCACUAUCUUCCAUUUGUUUGGUGAGCAAAGGAACCAGUUAAAAACUACCUAAAAUACCAACGAGCACACACAUAUCUGGCUGGAAAACAUUUUAUUAAACAUUUUUGGAUGUUGCUUCCUUUCAACUUUAAGAAUAAAAAAGGCAUUUCAAUAAAAACAAAUCUAUGAUGAAGGCAUCUUCCUUAGUGUGAAAAAAUGUGAAUGAACCGUGCAUUAAUAUUUAAAA
Messenger RNA from Sus scrofa (pig), 2197 nucleotides. RefSeq names its product chromosome 13 C3orf49 homolog (gene C13H3orf49). Lineage: Eukaryota; Metazoa; Chordata; Mammalia; Artiodactyla; Suidae. The record is from RefSeq and is a predicted model, not a curated record.